Molecule: messenger RNA, 1324 nt
Organism: Musca domestica (house fly)
Lineage: Eukaryota; Metazoa; Arthropoda; Insecta; Diptera; Muscidae
Product: probable maleylacetoacetate isomerase 2
Exons: 3
Coding region: 422-1243 (273 amino acids)
Biological process (GO): L-phenylalanine catabolic process; glutathione metabolic process
Cellular component (GO): cytoplasm; mitochondrion
Molecular function (GO): glutathione transferase activity; maleylacetoacetate isomerase activity
Source: RefSeq, a predicted model, not a curated record
UAUCUUUAAAUAACAAACGAGUUUCGCUGAUAACAAACCCUCAAUAAGGCAACAUCUGGAGUCGAACAUAUUUAGAAGCAACUGGGAAGGGCGGCAUCUUUCCAGCUACAGAUUUCUAUUCUAAUUUAUUUUUAAUUUAAAUAUUGCUUUUUAAUAAAAAAAGACAGAGAUACCUCAGAUCCAUAGGCCGGCCAAUCACCACCUGUAUAGACUGGCAUAGAACACACAACAUCAUCUGCAUACAUUAAUGUUAAAUCGUAAACAGAGUCAUUAGACUUGAAAAUCCGGAUCCAGAAAUUAUUUUCUUUGAAUAAAUUACCCAGAUACACGCGGCCACAAAGCUGCUGGACUUCUGCAUUUGAUCUGUUUUGGAAAAUAAAAAUAAAAAAUUAAAAAUAAAAAAAAACAAGAAAAGAUCAACAUGCGACUCUUGGCGAAUAGAUUAUUCAUAUCUCAGUUGGGAGGUGUGCUCCGAACCAGAAACAAGUUCACAGCGAACAAAAAUUCAUUUAGUUAUCAAAACACUUUCAACAUGUCCACAACUAAUACCGCUCUUUCUUCUUCCUCCUCCUCGUCUUCUGCUCCAUCUGGUGACGAUCUAAAGCCAAUACUGUAUUCGUAUUGGCGCAGCUCCUGCUCAUGGCGUGUGCGCAUAGCCCUCAACCUCAAGGAGAUUCCAUAUGACAUCAAACCCAUUAGUUUGAUCAAAUCGGGUGGUGAACAGCACUGCAAUGAAUAUCGUGAGGUGAAUCCCAUGGAACAAGUGCCAGCAUUGCAGAUUGAUGGUCACACUUUGAUUGAAUCCCUGGCCAUAAUGCAUUAUUUGGAAGAGACUCGCCCCCAACGUCCCCUACUGCCACAAGAUGUCCAUAAACGUGCCAAAGUCCGUGAAAUCUGUGAAAUUAUCUGCUCCGGCAUCCAGCCAUUGCAGAAUUUGAUUGUUUUAAUCCAUGUCGGCGAGGAGAAGAAAAAGGAAUGGGCCCAACACUGGAUCACCCGUGGUUUCCGUGCCGUCGAAAAAGUUCUCUCCACCUCGGCUGGCAAGUAUUGUGUUGGCGAUGAAAUUUCAAUGGCCGACUGCUGUUUGGUGCCACAGGUUUUCAAUGCUCGCAGAUUCCAUGUUGAUUUGCGUCCCUACCCGAUCAUCUUGCGCAUCGAUCGUGAAUUGGAGAGUAAUCCAGCAUUCCGUGCUGCCCAUCCCUCCAACCAGCCUGACUGCCCACCUGAGUUGCCAAACAAAUAGAAUUUUCCGCAGCCAACUGCAAAGCGACGAAAAACGAAAAAAUAAACAAAUUUGCAGUUAUGAACAAAAAAACAAAGAAAA